Molecule: messenger RNA, 1580 nt
Organism: Hypoxylon trugodes
Lineage: Eukaryota; Fungi; Ascomycota; Sordariomycetes; Xylariales; Hypoxylaceae
Exons: 5
Coding region: 362-1447 (361 amino acids)
Source: RefSeq, a predicted model, not a curated record
CUUACUUGCAUCGAUCGUUACGGAUUCGUCAUAUAAAUUGUGGAUUUUUACGGUCUAUUCGUUGGUGGCGCUUAUCACAGUCACGCUUGGGUGAUGAACCUAUCUAGGCCUAUGUACAACGCAAUUGGAGCCUUAUGCCCUGGUAAGCCUGGCACCGUUCACAAUCUCGACCGGCGAUUUCGCCUUAUAUCACAACUUGUUUUUCCAUUAUAUACGACGAUCGAUGUCUGGGGUGGCGAAAAGCAGGUUUAAACAACCCACUUGGUUCCUGAUUUAAAAAUCCCCGUAGCGCCGCAUCCCUUUCUUCCUACUGUAUGUCUCACCUUUCCGAUGUUUUGUCCUGUCGACCGGUCGUUCCGUGAUGCAUCCGGGAUAUCAACUGGCGUGCGCCAUGUGGGCGAUGGCAGUCCUCUCGCUCGCCUUGGUUGCUCUCCGGCUCUAUACCCGCGUUCGGAUCGUCAAGUUCAUCGGCGCUGAGGAUUACAUGUACGCAUGUACGGGUAUAUUCUUCCUUUUGUUCGCUAGUUUCAUACAGGUCUCGGUCCAUUACGGGUUAGGUCAGAAUUUUUGGCAGCUGAAAAUCGACGACACUGCGGACGCUAUCUUUUGGACAUACGUUGCGAAUAGCUUUGCGAUUACUGGAAAUGCUAUGGCGAAAUUAUCGAUGGGCCUUUUUCUUCUUCGCGUGGUUCAAGUUAGGUGGCAUAAGAUCGCUCUCUGGACCGCCGUCAUUAUUACCACUGCCACAUCUAUCGCUCUUACUAUAAUGCUGUGGAACCAAACAACACCAAGAAAAGCGAGCUGGGAUCCGUUAAGAACACCGGGGACAUGGAAUAUACGGAUUCAGCCAUUAAGUGUUGGUCUCGGAGUAUGGUCCAGUGCCUGCGACUUUUUCUUCGCUAUUUUCCCUUGGUUAUUUAUUCAAUCGCUUCCUAUGUCUCAACGAGAAAAAGUUAUGUUAGCGGGUGGGAUGAGUUUGGGUGUAAUCGCCGGGGCUUGCGGUAUUACUAGGACCGUCGUGCUAUCGCGGCUGGACGUUUUUAACUAUACAUUAAAUUUCGUACCUUAUUUUGCUUGGGCUGGAGCGGAAAUUGCUGUCGCAAUGGUCUGUGUUGGUAUUCCAACUCUCCGGCCGUUAUAUUUGAAAACAAGAGAAUUUGCAAACGCGUAUUCAAACCAAACCCGAAGUAACGCAAGUCACUUACCUCGUUAUACAACAUAUAAACGUCAAAGCGCACGUCCACCCCGACCGUUACGCGACUCUGGAUUUUCACAUGCUCGUACCGAUUCUAACAUAUCGAGACCACCGGUUGCUCAUCCGAAGGCGCGAGACGAUAGUUUGGAUGAGAUAUUAUCGGAAUAUCAUAAUCAACACGCCGGUGUAAUAUGGGUCAAGAAUGAGGUUCGCAUACAAGAGGACGUUGCGGAAUGGCCCCUACGGAAUUAAUACUUAAUAGAUACCUAUACCUAAGUUAGAUGUGGUAACAAAUUGCUACCAGACGCGAGUCACUAUAAUACAGUAUAUAUUGUCAUGGAAUACAUUCACGUAUCUGUGACAUACCUGGAUAUGACUGGAAUAA